AUGACGGACCCUGUACCUAUCGCAUCGCAUGCUAAAGGUACCCUGACGAGAAUUGUCACGCGUUCCGUCGGUCUCACCGUAUCGCCUCGAGUGCAGCAUGCCAGUGUGCAAACUUCGGUUCCGGAUGUACAUCAUUUGACCGAUCAUGAUGCCGGCUAUGUACCACUGAAAAUAUCCCAUCACUCCAAGAAGGUCCACAAAUGUGCAAGCGCGAUUGGUGCUCCCAAAGACAUUUUGGAUGCCAUUUUGGGCCCUCUGUCUGAACCGGCACAGUCCCAUUCUCUUGUGGCUUCGGUUAAUGAGGUGGACAGGGAGAGUGUACAAAUCACGGAAACCGAUAGUUGGCAGUGGCAUUCAAAUCCGGAAACACCGGACCCGCCCGAUUUCAUCAGUUCCACGCCUUCCCUGUGUCGGCGAGAUCCAAUGGACCAAAGCAGACCCGCAGGUUCAGGUGAUGUGCAUGUUCAAGACGACCCCGUAUCUCGAAGACCCGGGGCACUAUUCCACGAAACAGUCAGUCGCUAUUUAGAACAGACUGCUCCACAAGUGCGCGCCGCUCGGGUUUGGCUUCACGAUCCUAUUGUGAAGGAUUUGUACGAAAGACGUGAUCGAUGUCUGAUUGAUAUGAACGGCCUUUCCGGUCGACGCGGUAUCAUGCUAUCACUGCACACCUUGCUCGAACUUCGUCGCGACUGCGGACAGAUUGAUGACUGGAUGCAACUAUUGUAUAUGUUGCCCAUUGUCAUCAACGUAUACCACGUAUUGCAUACCACAGCUACUAGUGAAGGAAUUGAGGAAAUUUAUGCCGCUGGAGCUUUAUACAGUACAAGCCGUGUUUGCGGAGAUCAGUGUACACCAUAUGACAAUUUGAUAUUGGGUAGUGGUGGAAGACGAGCCUGCUGUCAGACAGAUGCAUGCAACAGUGACUGGGACACAGCUACGGGCGAUUCCCGCGGCACUAUCCUCAAGGCUGAUUCACUGCCAAACACGACCUAUCCAUGCUCCACAAGCGUUGCGAAUACCAUUCACGUUAUCACGGUGGUUUUGACUGCAUUCUGCUCGUUCAAGUUAUAG
Messenger RNA from Echinostoma caproni, 1074 nucleotides. The record is from the annotation of a GenBank genome assembly. Lineage: Eukaryota; Metazoa; Platyhelminthes; Trematoda; Plagiorchiida; Echinostomatidae.